AUGUCCACUUCUAACUCCACCGGCUUCCCUAUCACCACCUACUCGAUACCCAGCGACGCCGACCUGCUAGCCAACGAACGAGUGUCUUUUGCCCAUGGGCAACGACACAACCAAGCCAACGUCACUGAUACCAUAGAGCUAAUGUCAGCAAAAGUCAUCUAUACCUAUCUCUUUUACGAGACCGAAAAACGCUGCCCCCAUGCGUAUUACGCUCUUUCUUCCAUGCAUACCUUCCUUGCCAUAGACCUCGUAGCUGACGAACUCCUAAAAGCCAUAGACUCAAUACAUUCGUUGGAAAGACUCGAGUAUCUGUCGGGCACUCUGGAUGAAAAAGUUAGUUUUGGAGUCUUUGGAACAACACUUGAGGAUGAGCUCCUUGAAUGGGCAGAUGGACUUGGCAAAGGAAUAUUUGGAAUCAGACGGGAGGACAUUGCUAAACAAAGCUCGCACGCGGAUAGAGUGAGAUGGUUGUACGAGUACUCCUCCGCCCGGUUUGUCCCUCCGGUCCCCGUCGCACCCAGACCAGACCAGUGUUACCCCGGAGCGCACUUACCACAUUGUCACCCAUCAACCUCCACCCAUCCCGUCGGAGGAAAAAUAUAUUCCCACCGUCCCAACCAGCCUGAUCUCACAAGAGUCGAGCCACUCCAGUCCCCGUUCCAUUGGGUCGAACCCAAAACCACCAUCUCCCCCAUCAUCUCCACCUCAACCAGUGCCAAACGCCCAAACCCGGAGCCUGACAAACCAACGAGGAGCCUGACACGGCCGGCAAGAGGUGAUACUCCAGAUCCCCACCACCAGAACUCCAUCGAAGCGGCAGUCUUGCCUGAAACUGGCUCUCCCUCUAACCCAAUCAAUGUAGACAACGACACAGCCAUGAUUGAUCAGUUGUAUGCAGGAACGUACGACCUGGGAGAUGAUGAUCCAACCACUCCCCAAUCCGACACCUCUUCUAAUACCCAACAAAGAUACCACAAAGGUGUUCGUAACAACGCUCCAUACUGCCAAAACUGCGGUUGGAGUGAUCAUUGCACAUACUAUUGCGAAGCCUACUAUUGUCCCGACUGUGACCGUCGUGCACCGGGACAUAGUUUCAAUUGGUGUCCCAUGCGCAGGGAAGACGAGGAUAGGAUCCUGAUGGAAGGAUUACAUGGAGAUGUCAGCUACAAUGACAGUUACAAUAUGGACGGCGAAGGUACCGAAUUUUGGUGA
Serpula lacrymans var. lacrymans S7.9 is the source of this 1212-nucleotide messenger RNA. RefSeq lists its product as uncharacterized. NCBI's taxonomy places the organism in Eukaryota, Fungi, Basidiomycota, Agaricomycetes, Boletales, Serpulaceae. The record is from RefSeq and is a predicted model, not a curated record. The transcript is spliced from 3 exons. Bases 1 to 1212 code for a protein of 403 amino acids.